UAUAUUCUAUUCUUCAACAUAUUUAUAAUAUUAAGAGAAAUCUUGUUUAAUUGAUUACAUCAAUUUAUGUAAAUUACAUUGCGCAGUCGCUUUUUCUUUCAAAGAAACGCGCGAGAUUAACUGAAAACUAAGAAUCGAUUAUUAUGAAUCGAUGCACGUGAUGUAUAUAAUACGGUAUAAUUUAUAAAAUUUAUAUUAUCAUAUAAAUUUAUAUGUUUAUAAAUUUAAUGAUAAGCAAUAUAUUUAUUUCAUGAAUAAUUUUAUUGAUAUUUUAAAAGAAAAAAUAGCAUUAAAUGAUAUCUUUAUAACCUUUAACAUUGAAUUUAUGUUAUAACAAAACAAAACAAAAAUUACUUACUUCUAAGGAAUAAUGGAAGUUAAUAUAGGAGAUGUAGUAAUGCCUGGUGAUACUAUAAAAGAUAUUACAAUAAUUAACAAAAAAGAAACGAUUAUUUUAGGACCUGGGCUUCGUCGUGAAGCUGAUACAGUCUUUGCAUAUAAAGCAGGUAUAUUAAAGAAAACAGAACCAGCUGUAUAUUAUGUUGAUAGUUAUCAGAAACGAUAUGUACCAAAUCGUGGAGAACAUGUAGUUGGUAUAGUAACACAAAAAGGUGGUGAUAUUUUCAAAGUAGAUAUAGGUGCUAGUGAACAAGCAUCUCUUUCUUAUUUAGCAUUUGAAGGAGCUACUAAAAAAAAUCGCCCUGAUAUUCAAGUUGGAGAUCUUGUAUUUGCUAAGCUUUUAGUUGCUAGUAAAGAUAUGGAACCUGAACUCGUAUGUGUAGAUUCACAUGGUAAAGAAAAGAAAUUAGGUGCUUUAAGCUCUGAAGGCAUGCUUUUUACUUGUUCCUUGAGUCUUAUUAGAAAGAUAUUAAAUCGUAAUUCACCAUUAUUUAAAACACUUGCUCAUAAUCAAGCAUUUGAAGUUGCAGCUGGUAUGAAUGGUAGAGUCUGGGUCAAAGCAAGGACUAUUCAAGAAACAAUAGCAAUAGCAACUGCUAUUUUAGCAGCAGAAUAUGCUCCACCUAAUGGUAUAAAAAAACUAUGCUCUGAUAUUGAAAAGACCUUACUUUUAACUCAAUCUGCUGGUAUAGAUUAAUUGUAAUAAAAGAAAUAUCCAAUAUUACGUAUGAAUGAUUAUUUAUUGUAUUAAUAUUUUUAAUGAUUUUUAUAAAUAAAUCAAUGAUUUCUUAUAUGAAA
Apis cerana (Asiatic honeybee) is the source of this 1197-nucleotide messenger RNA. RefSeq names its product exosome complex component Rrp40 (gene Rrp40). Lineage: Eukaryota; Metazoa; Arthropoda; Insecta; Hymenoptera; Apidae. The record is from RefSeq and is a predicted model, not a curated record. Gene Ontology annotation, biological process: TRAMP-dependent tRNA surveillance pathway; CUT catabolic process; U4 snRNA 3'-end processing. Gene Ontology annotation, molecular function: RNA binding. Gene Ontology annotation, cellular component: cytoplasmic exosome (RNase complex); nuclear exosome (RNase complex).